Anoplophora glabripennis (Asian longhorned beetle) is the source of this 406-nucleotide messenger RNA. RefSeq names its product cuticle protein 70, isoforms A and B-like. The record is from RefSeq and is a predicted model, not a curated record. Bases 31 to 306 code for a protein of 91 amino acids. Lineage: Eukaryota; Metazoa; Arthropoda; Insecta; Coleoptera; Cerambycidae. The transcript has a single exon.
UACAGCACAACACAGACCUACCGACGCAAGAUGUUCAAAUUGGUGGUGUUGUCCGCUCUCCUUGCUUUAGCCGCAGCCCGUCCAGGACUGCUGGCCCCCACGGUCUACAGCGCCGCCGUCGUGGGCUCCGUACCGACCUCCAUCAGCCAUCAGAGCAGCUCUAUCGUGCACAGUGCCGCCCUAGUAGCCCCAGUUGUCCACGCCGCACCAGUUGUCCACGCCGCCCCCGUUCUUGCCGCCGCCCCUGUCGUCGCCGCUUACGCCGCCCCCGCCCUGGUCGGACAUGGAUUUUUAGCUCAUCAUUAGACAAGACUGAACAAGCUGUGAGAACGUAGGAGCAAAGCAGUGAGAGCAUUAGACAAAUUAUGUUGUCUGGUCUGUUGUAUCUGGAUUCAAAAUUUUUGUU